Chara braunii is the source of this 3360-nucleotide messenger RNA. The record is from the annotation of a GenBank genome assembly. Lineage: Eukaryota; Viridiplantae; Streptophyta; Charophyceae; Charales; Characeae.
CGGCAGACUACCGUUGUCCCUAGCGGAACAACACUUAGGUGAUUGAUAGAGUAAAAAGUUAUUUUCUUUUCUUGUUUGACCUCAGAGAAAGUUAGUAAUUUGAUCCCAAAAUUAUAAGAUAUUAUUGACUGAUUUUUGUUAAUAUAUUGUUGUUUUCCUUCACAAGAUGGCCGGUAACAACGACAAUCAGGACGAGAGGAGAAAUGACAUUCGGAAGCUUGCCAGGAUUAUUCAGCAGUCCCAGAAGGAUCAAAACCCGAAGGUUGACGUUCCAUUGUUUGAUGGAAAUAACGCCUCGGGAUGGGCAGAAAAGUUCGAGCAAUUGGGAAGUUGCUGCGAAUGGUCGAAUGAAAAGAUGUUGCGAAUGGUGAAGAGAUACUGCAAGAUCCAGUACAAGGAAGAGGUCGAGGAGUUGGUACAAGAUUCGCUGGCCAAAAGGAAGCUGCUAGACAAGUACCUGUUGAGCGAUCAACUGUUGGACUUGACAGAUUUGAGGAGGGUUAGUCGGAAAAACUUUGGUACAACAAAGCAGUUCCUUACUGAAUUCGAGCGGGUGGCAAGGUUAGUUCCUGACCUUCCAAACAAAGAUCGUUGCCUCAUCUUCCUGGAUAAUUUCACGGAAGUGGAACAACUAAAAUUGGUAAAAGGAAUGAAAGAGCGAUAUGAUUGGCCAAAAAUUCGAGAGAAUUUAUUGGCCCGGAACUUUGAUCACAUCCUCUACCGAUUGUUGAAACAGCAGAAGGAGAAUCGAAAGAGGAUACAGUUGGGAACAGAUAAGGACAGAGAAGUCUAUAAAACCUUAUCUGGCAUGAAGGAAAUGAUGACGAGCAUGAAAGAAGAGCGGUUGAAGCUUCAAGUAAUGAUGGCUAAGGCGAAAACUGAGAAGAGAAAAGGAAAGGAGCCUGUCACUGAAAAGAAUAGCAGUGAGAGUGAAAGCGAGGAGGAAAGGGAACCUCCUCCGCAGGAAGCAAUGCCAAUGACACGGCCAAUGACGAUGUCUAGACCUGUACUCAAGCGAGGGAUGCCAACCGUCAUGGUGCAGACGAGAAAAGGAAGGAAGACCUCACAAUCGCAGCCUGCGCCAGGAAAAAGUUCAACGGAACCUCAGGAAAAAGAACCUAUUCAGAUAGAAGAAGAGGAUGAUGAUGAGGAAGAUGAAAGAUUGCGAGCAGAGGAUGAACUACUAGCAAAGCAAAGAGCUAUGGAAAGGGCAUCGGAAGCAGGGAAGACCCAGGUCGAGGAAGAAGAACCUCGCAAAAAGAAGAAUGUGUACUCAAUUCCUGUUGAACAAGGGAUUGAUUUUGAACAGCUGGUGGAUCGUAUUCUGGAAAGUCAGCGUGAUCUGGUUACCUUGAAGGAGAUUCUUGCAGUAUCGCCAAAGCUUCGCGAGGAAUUCAAGCAACGCAUGACUCGGAAGAAGGUCAUGACAGUUAAGCUGAGUGAGAUUAUCCCUCCAGAAGUUAACUGGGACCUGCAGAAAUUGAAUUCUGUAACAGUCCGAGAUGCAGGUGGACUUUCGAACGCCGACCAACUUUCGGAAUCUUGUGCAGGCCGGCCCAUCAUCACCUUAAUUGAUUUGUAUUCAGGGUAUGAUCAGUUCUCGCUGUACACAGCGGAUCGACCUAUGACGGCUAUGCACACGCCUCGGGGACUGCUUCAUAUGUGCGCUGCUCCACCGGGUUGGACGAAUAUCGUUGCAAUUGUGCAGAGAUAUAUGAUGAGAGCCAUGCAGCCGCUUUGUCCAGACGUGACUUCUCCAUAUAUUGAUGAUUUGGCUAUCCCAGGACCCCGAGUUAAAGACGAGACUGAAGUGUUACCCGGCGUUCGAAAAUUUGUGUGGGAACACAUCAGCAAUGUGGAGAAGGUUCUGAGAAAACUGAAGGAAUACAACCUCACUGCUAGUGGGGUUAAAUCAAGGCAUGGUAUGAGGAAGGCGGUAAUACUUGGUUUCCUUUGUGAUGAGAAGGGUUGUCGGCCAGAUAUGAAGAAAACGAAUAAGAUCUUGGAAUGGCCGACUCCCUUCAGAUCUAUUACCGGCAUUCGGAGUUUCCUCGGGACAUGCGGAUUUUGGCGUAUUUUUAUCUGCAGAUUCGCAGCAAGGGUGGAACACUUGCGGAAGUUAGUAUGCAAGAACCAUGUCUGGGAGUGGGGACCGAAACAGCAGACAACCGUUGAGGAUAUUAAAGCUGAGUUUCGAGAAGGCGGCCUGAUUCUGGGAGUUCCUUGCUUUGAUGAUGUUGAAGGCCGUCCUUUCAUCAUCGAGACCGAUGCAGGUCCUACCGCUUUGGGAGGAGUUAUGGUCCAAAAGGAUAGGGAAGGACGAGAACGGCCAUUGAGGUUCGAGAGCAGAACUCUGAAUAUUACUGAGCGAAACUACUCCCAGUUCAAGAAGGAAACUCUCGCUGUGCUUCACUCUCUGCGCAUUUUCAGGAAUUAUGUAUUUGGUAUACGGUUCAUUCUGCGAGUUGAUCCUACGACUCUGGCUCAAUCACUGAAGAAUUAUUCUCCUUUUGAUCCAACCAUUGCUCGAUGGCUGACAUAUAUUUGGAUGUUCAAUUUUGAAAUUGAGCGCAUCUCAGGCACUCAGAAUCGAGCAGAUGGAUUGAGUCGUGUUGAUUGGGACUCGUCGACGGAUCAGGCUGAGAAUUCAGUUUCUGUGGAUGAAUUCCUCGAAGGAGAAGAGUCACGGUUGAGUAUUAACUCAUACAAUUAUUUGGCGGAUGCAACAACUCGGCAUGGGAAAACCAUCUGGAAUGCUCCUUGUUUCCAUCAUGUGCGAUCAGAGUUUGUGAUUGGGGAGCUGUUCAUCGAGGAAGACCCAUGGGGUGAAAGAACAUCUGAGCAAAUGAUGAACUUGGCUUUAUCUGAUGAAGUCGAGUUCAUCAAAGAGCCGCUGACAAUUGAAUAUGGGCAUGAGCAGGAUGAUAAGACUUUCAGGGUCACUGUAGAGAUGUCAUUCAUUGUGAAUUCUCUAGUUCACGAAGACCGUAUGAAAUUGAUGAAUGAGGAAACAGAAGGCAGUGAGAUCAGAGAGGCUUUCAGGGAAGGAGAAUAUGAUGGGGAGUACGGAUUGAUGGGAAUGUGGUUGAAUUGUGAGUUAAGGGAUGAUGAGGUGGAUCCAGCUAUUCGCCAGAAAAGCUAGGAUUUUGUUGUAAGAUAUGGUCAUCUUUUCAAGAAAUCCAACGAUGAUAUUCCGAGGAGAGUGGUAUGUGGGGUUACGCGACAACUUGAUGUGAUUGCAGCUUUGCAUGAUGGGAUCGCAGGCGGACAUAGAUCGGCGCGGGUCACUUUAAAAAAAAAUCAACAUCUUUAUUUUUGGGAAGGAAUGAACAAGAUGGUGAAUGAAUUUUGUAACUUUUG